AGGAAUUGCUAUAGCCGAGAAAUCUCGCACUCUCUACAUCGCGAAUAAAGGUACGAAGAAAAUAACAUCGGUAUCGAUUGCACAAGGACACUCGUUUCCUAGGGUCGUGAUGAACUUUGCAUCCGGGUUAUCUGAAGAGCUAUAUUCCUUAGAAGUGGAUGAAGAGGAAGGAUUCUUGUAUUGGUCAAUGAAAUACAAUAUCCAGCGCAAAUCUCUUAAUGGAUCUGGAAGCACGGAGACUAUAUACAGUAACGACCUUCUAUCCAAAAUCACCGGAUUGAGCAUUGAUCUCAGCCGGAAUCCCCGACGGAUAUUUUUCUGUGACUUUGAUAAGGAACGAUCUUUCUACAAGGACGUAAACCAAUCUCUCACAACGGCGCACGAUCUCACAGCCUACAUGGUUGACCCUGACAUCAGUAAACUGCGAGAUAUAAGCUACUUCAACGGCACCCUCUACUGGACGAAGGGAGACAAUCCCAAUGGCAUCGCUGUAAUGACUGAUUACGAUCAAAGCAGUCGAUCAUUCGACAUCAAAGAAAACCUUGGGUUUCAGAAACCCUAUCAAUUGCUCAUCAUUAAUCCAUGAUCAAUAUUUGACAGAAAAAAGCCCGGUUGUCUUUU
This is a messenger RNA of Strongylocentrotus purpuratus (purple sea urchin), 621 nucleotides long. RefSeq lists its product as uncharacterized. Lineage: Eukaryota; Metazoa; Echinodermata; Echinoidea; Camarodonta; Strongylocentrotidae. The transcript has 3 exons. Bases 110 to 586 code for a protein of 158 amino acids. The record is from RefSeq and is a predicted model, not a curated record.